CGUUAAAUUGGGUCGUAGUGGAAACAAUUGACUUGAAUUCGAUGUGCCGCGUUUUUCACACGGACUUUUCUCAGCGUCGUACCGCAUGACCAACGCUUUUUUGUUUUGUUUUAGCGUUUACCUGUAAAAUGAGUUUAUUUCUACCCAAAUUAUCGUGCAAAAAGGAUAUAGAUGAAGUCAUUAAAGGUGUAGCUGAAAAAGUCGUCGUCUUGAGAUUUGGCAGAGACGAGGAUUCUGUUUGUUUGCAACUGGAUGAGAUACUUUCUAAAACAGCCCAUGACCUGAGCAACAUGGCGUCUAUUUAUAUCGUUGAUGUGGAUAAAGCUCCAAUUUACACCAGAUAUUUUGACAUAAGCUACAUCCCUUCCACUGUUUUCUUUUUCAAUGGGCAGCACAUGAAAGUUGACUAUGGUUCCCCAGAUCACACAAAGUUUGUCGGGAGCUUUAAGACCAAACAGGAUUUUAUGGACUUGAUUGAAGUAAUUUACAGAGGAGCCAUGAGAGGGAAGAUGAUUGUCCAGAGCCCAAUAGACCCCCGGAAUAUACCCAAAUAUGACCUUCUGUACCAUGGCAUUUAGUGCCGACUAUGUUUGUUAUUUAUUACUAUGUCUUUGUGGUACUUCAUUUUUAUAUAAAUGCAGUUUAUAAAUGCUUCCUAUGGAAAUAUUUUCAGUCAUUGUGGAAAAGAAUAAUAAACAUAUUUGUGUGA
Molecule: messenger RNA, 709 nt
Organism: Boleophthalmus pectinirostris (great blue-spotted mudskipper)
Lineage: Eukaryota; Metazoa; Chordata; Actinopteri; Gobiiformes; Gobiidae
Gene: txnl4b
Product: thioredoxin-like 4B
Exons: 3
Coding region: 129-578 (149 amino acids)
Biological process (GO): mRNA splicing, via spliceosome
Cellular component (GO): U5 snRNP; spliceosomal complex; U4/U6 x U5 tri-snRNP complex
Source: RefSeq, a predicted model, not a curated record